Orbicella faveolata is the source of this 788-nucleotide messenger RNA. Its product is annotated as small ribosomal subunit protein bS1m-like. Gene Ontology annotation, cellular component: mitochondrial small ribosomal subunit. The record is from RefSeq and is a predicted model, not a curated record. NCBI's taxonomy places the organism in Eukaryota, Metazoa, Cnidaria, Anthozoa, Scleractinia, Merulinidae.
AUUGUCAAAUCGAACAUGGCGGUUUCUUGUAUCUUGAGGAAAGCGAGAGUGUUUUCAUAUUUCUACCACAACAGACCAAUACUGACCUCUCCGUCUGGAACGAAAACGUGUUUUAGUGCUCCAGAAAGUUCAGAGGAGGAAAGUUUUGAGGAAAUGUUUCGGAAUUCUCGAUUUGUGAAGAUGGGAAGGCCGCAAGGAAAAACAGUGGUUGGCAAAAUUUUACACAUUGUGGACCACGAAGUCAGCAGAGAUUUAUAUGUAGACUUUGGAUGGAAAUUUCACGCGGUUUGUACAGAGAAGAAAGGAGAAAAAAGUGGUUACAAAGUAAAUGAUCUGGUAAGAAUAAAGCUGACUGCACUUGAAGCUGCGGGGCAUUUUUUGGGACAAGACAGACAUAUAACAUUAUGUGAAUCUGAUGCUACACUAGAAGGAAAGUUAACACAUGACAACUACAUUGUGACUGAAAAGGAACUCAGCUGAUUGUCAAAUAAAUUCUCCUUACUUGCUUUCAAAUAUAUUGCUUGUCACUCAACAAUCUGUGUAUGAUAGAGACUGUCCUAUAUACCAGUAUGUGUAAUUCAGUUUUACCCGAAUGGUGAAGACAAGAAAGUUGCGUUUUGACCAGGUUGGUCACUUAUAAAAACUAAAUAUUUUUUUUCAAGAAACUGCAUAAAUGCUUCAGUGGUAUUCCUUAUUAUUACCUGGCAACAUCUAGGCAUUCAAUAUGCUCAAGGGCAUCUACAUGUAACUACAUAGUCCUCAACGCACCUUGCAAGCCUGGCUUGUAA